Molecule: messenger RNA, 660 nt
Organism: Drosophila subobscura
Lineage: Eukaryota; Metazoa; Arthropoda; Insecta; Diptera; Drosophilidae
Product: extensin-1
Exons: 2
Coding region: 1-660 (219 amino acids)
Source: RefSeq, a predicted model, not a curated record
AUGGCGAAUAUUAGUGUUAUAUUUGGUGGAUUAAUCCUCAUCUGCCUUGGAUCUGCGCCUGUGUUUGGCAGCUUUUUCCACGGUCCACCACCACCUCCACCAGCAGUGGGAGUUCCGGUGGGUGUUCCGUUUCCAGUGCCCGUGCCGGUGCCCUCUCCAGUUCCUGUGCCUGUUCCCGCUCCUGUGGCUGUGCCUGCUCCUGUGGCCGUCUCGGAUACCGUAACCAUUCCCGCUGCCUACGGCUAUUCCUCUGAAUAUUCAUCCGCAUUCCAUCACUCGCCUCCGCCGGUCGCGCACUUCAAGUUCGCCGCAGCCUACGCGGCCCCACCGCCCUCCAUCAAGUACUCGCUGGGGGCUCCAGUGACCACCACAACCACAACAUAUUCUGGAUUUGCAGCACCACCCCCGCAGUAUGCAGCACCGCCACCUCCUCUGCAAUAUGCCGCACAUCAAUUUGGAGCCUCCCAUUAUGCUGCUCCCCCUCCGUCGCAGUUCUACUCCAGAUUUGCACCACCUCCCGGCUACCAGCUGGCAGCCGCACCACCAGCAUUCCAUGGCAGAUACAAACUCCACUUUGGAGCGCCUCCUCCAUCGCCAGCCGCCGUCUACGGGGCUCCCCCGCCGCCACAAUUCUCCUACUCCGCCACUCAGGGCUGGUAG